Messenger RNA from Syngnathus typhle (broad-nosed pipefish), 1770 nucleotides. RefSeq lists its product as uncharacterized. Lineage: Eukaryota; Metazoa; Chordata; Actinopteri; Syngnathiformes; Syngnathidae. The record is from RefSeq and is a predicted model, not a curated record.
AUGUGAAACGUGCAACGGCGCUCGCUUGCCCGCUUGCGUGCGUGCGCUUCCAAACAGGGGAAGAGAUUUAAAAACAAAAACGGGGGCACAUGCUCAAUGAGGAGGUGAAGGAGAAAAAGAGGAGGAGGAGGAGGAGGGUGAAAAGCGCGCGCACUUUUUUCACUGAGUGCCUUCGCCCUGAGCCGAGCAACAGCAUGGAUCUCUCCUUCAUGGCCGCGCAGAUCCCAGUUAUGACGGGAGCCUUCAUGGACUCGUCGCCAAAUGACGACUACAGCGGCGAGCACUCGCUCUUCAACUCAUCGGCCAGCGUCCACGCCGCCACCUCGGCGGCCUCCGUGCACGGCCAGCCGGACGAGUCGCAGUCCAUGUCCAACGACGCCAUCUGGCUUUGGAUCGCCAUCGUGGCCACCAUCGGAAACAUCGUGGUGGUGGGCGUGGUCUACGCUUGCACCUUCUAAGACAACAUCAUCUGAAUCAUUCAAAACGCUCAAAUCCGUCUGGACGGACUUGUCUAACAUCGAGACUCCGACUUUUGUCGGAUUCUACGAUAUGAGGAUAAUGCGCCGUGGAUGGGAAAAAAAAAAAAAAAAAGCUCUCUCCGCUAAGAAUCCAAGGAAUGUUACUCCUUAAGUUUCUUUCCAUGUCUCCCCCGAAGAACACACUCUCACUUGUCAUGCGGAGAUGCGAAUGGAGGUUAAAUGGGGCUUGAGAUUUGGGUUGAUCCGGGUACCGCCACAAAGCAAUUUAGGCCAGCGCUGUUUAAUUAUGCCCUCCGACUCGGAUGGCGAAUGUUAAAACAUUUACAAGGCACCGGGACCGGUUUCAUCUGAGGCGGCCCCGGGGCCCGUUCUCCAUUAGGGCACAUGUAAGGAGACUCUGUGGAGCCAACGUGCCACUAAUGACUUCAUCAUCAUUGCGGUCCGGCGGCGAAAAAUCACAUGAAUAUCAAAUCCGAAGGCCUAACGAGGCAAUAAUUCAACGUUUAGGCUUUACCCGCGUUAUCUUUUCCCCGCCGCCGAUGGCAGCCAUUGCUCAUCUUUGACAGGGUUGCCGCGUGUCGGACCAACAGGAACGAAGCUUCUCCCGCUUUGGCAGCGGGUGGACAAUCUGCUCGAUGUGACCUUGAGGUUUCAUUUCAUGAAAGCAUCAGAACAGGUCCAAAUGGUUUAGUUUGUGAAGUUUGCCGUCUUUUCAAAGUACUCGAGUACUUUGUGGUUAUAGUGGACAACAAUUCAAUGAAAUCCAAACACGAUUUUUGUUUUCUUCCAUCCACGCAAAAUAUACAAGCCUGUUGCCUUUUAUUCAAGUCCACUCGUUGAUGCUUCGACUUUUUCAUUUUUCUGACAUAUGAACUUGAAGUGACUUUGUCGUUUGAGUUCCGUAGCCUGCUUGGUAUUCGUCACCACGUUACGAUGAUAUGAAUAUAAACUAGCCGACACUGUUUUGUAGCAACAAUGGUGACUGUUUCUUUUCAGGUCUGCUUUUGUAUCAAUUGCGUAGAACUCUUCAGACGAUGUUGUAAAUUAUACACAGAUAAUCCUUUUUUCAGAAAGGUGUACGCUUUUAGAUUUGUCGCAUUAUACGAGAGCCGUGGCGAAGUUGUGAUGGCGGCCAUUUUGACACGGGUUGUUUGGCUGUGGUAUUCUUGUGCACCCCACCAAAUCUGUAACCCCUUUUUUUGUUUUUUCUGAAGAUGGACAGAACAUUUUCAGCGGUAAAGCAAUGUAAUAUAAUCUUGUGUUCUAGUAAAUCAACUUGAUUUCUAAGCUA